UUCAUCACGAUCUUUGUGGCGGCGUUCCCAUUGGCCCCGUUGUUCGCAUUGCUUAAUAACUGGUUUGAGAUACGACUGGACGCCCAUAAACUUGUUUGUCACACACGGAGACCGGCGCCCGACAGGGCCAACAAUAUCGGUGUUUGGUUUCCAAUACUUACAUUCAUAGCACAUAUCGCCGUCAUUAGUAAUGUAAGCAUUUCUCAUAGCAUUCACAUCAGACUUCAUACCCAAAAUGCUAUACCACUACGAAAUGGGUCAAAUCGUCAGGACUACGACCAAUCAUUGACUGGAUAUGUGAACUACACUCUGGCCACAGCACCGGCCCAUACAAUGAACAACACGUGUCGGUACCGGGACUGGCGGGACGGGUCGGGUGCGCACACGCCGUUCUACUGGAAACUGCAAUUCGUUCGGUUCGCUUUCAUAGUAGUGUUUGAACACUUGGUGUUCAGUGUGUGCCGACUCAUUGACCUCCUGGUGCCCGACAUUCCCGUAGAAGUCGAGCAUAAGAUUAAACGCGAGCGCUAUUUGGCCCGACAGGCGCUCACAGACCUGACGGUCACCACCGAUGGUGUGGCCGAUGAGGACCCGGAUGUGGUCGAUGGCAAUGAUGAUGAGUUGUUAAAUGUAAUCGAUCAUGAUCAUACGUAAUAAAUGUUACAUGAUUAAAUCAUGUUGAUAUUAAAUUAUUUAUAAUUUAAUAAUUUAAACCAAAAUUCUAUUGACAUUAACUAAACAUGCACAGAAUUAAUUUUAUUGAUUAACAAUCAAUAUUUUGUAACAAUAAGUUAUUAAUGUUAAUUAUAAUAAUUAUUAUCAUUAACUAUUCAUCAAUUAUUAUGAGCAUGUGGC
Medioppia subpectinata is the source of this 855-nucleotide messenger RNA. The record is from the annotation of a GenBank genome assembly. NCBI's taxonomy places the organism in Eukaryota, Metazoa, Arthropoda, Arachnida, Sarcoptiformes, Oppiidae.